This is a messenger RNA of Cavenderia fasciculata, 993 nucleotides long. RefSeq names its product t-SNARE family protein (gene syn5). Gene Ontology annotation, cellular component: endomembrane system; Golgi membrane; SNARE complex. Lineage: Eukaryota; Evosea; Eumycetozoa; Acytosteliales; Cavenderiaceae. The transcript has 4 exons. Bases 1 to 993 code for a protein of 330 amino acids. Gene Ontology annotation, molecular function: SNARE binding; SNAP receptor activity. Gene Ontology annotation, biological process: intracellular protein transport; endoplasmic reticulum to Golgi vesicle-mediated transport; vesicle fusion. The record is from RefSeq and is a predicted model, not a curated record.
AUGGUACAUAAAGAUCGUACAUCAGAGUUUAACUCUUUUGCAGAGACGAUAAGAAGGAAACAAGAACAAAGUGGACAAUCACUUAAAAAGCAUACACCAUUUACACAACUUUCACAAUUCUCUGUUACAGCUGCUCACAUUAGUAAAGGAGUCUAUGAAACAUCUGAAAAGUUACAUAAAUUAACAAAAUUGGCAAAAAAGAAUUCAAUCUUUAAUGAUCCUUCAGCAGAUAUUGAACAAUUGACAUUUAUCAUUAAACAGGAUAUUCAAAACUUAAAUAGAGAGAUUACACAAUUAUCACAGAUUUCAAAGGGUUCAAAACAAAAUAAGCAAACAGGAGAACACUCUGAAACGAUUGUUGGCUUUUUAAAUCUUAAAUUGGCAAAUACUACUAAAGAGUUUAAAGAUAUAUUGGAAGUUAGAACUGAAAAUUUAAAGACACAACAAGAAAGAAAACAAAAAUUCACUUAUACAUAUGGAACCAAUAACAAUGGUGGCGAAACUACCGGAUUACUACAAGACACAGGUUCGUCGGGUUCAUUAACAUCACAUGACACAAAUCCAAAAACAAACGAAGUAUUACGUCAUCGUAAUACUCAUUCUAAAUAUGAUGAUAACAAUAAUGCAUUAGAUAAAUACAAUAAUCAACAACAACAAGAUGAAAGUAAUUCAGAAUAUUCCAUAACAAUGCCAUCAAUGUCAGUCCAACAAUAUGAUCAUUCACAAUCUAGAUUGCGGACAGCAGAAACGAUAUCAUCUACCAUCAAUCAAUUAGAAACCAUUUUCCAUCAAUUAGCCAAUUUAGUACAACAACAAGGUGAAGUUAUCGAAAGAAUCGAUACCAACAUUGACGACUCUUUAAUGCAUAUCGACAGAGGUCACAGCUCUCUCAUUAAAACACUUCAAGACCUUUCUUCCAACAGAGGACUUAUUUUCAGAAUAUUUUUGGUUCUCAUCGUUUUCAUUGUCGUUUUUGUUGUAUUCUUUGUAUAA